AUGCCCGCAGCUCUAGCCCCAAUGCCAGCCGUCAAUGGGGACGAGAUCAAUAAUAAAGUCAAGGCCAAGCUUGCCGAGAAGAAGGCAGCCAAGAAAAAGACACGAAAGCAGGCCAAGAAGCAGCAAAAACGAGAAGGAAGCGUUGUGUCGGGCAGAGAAGGAAGUGUCAUAUCGCAUAGCAGUGGUUUCAAUGGAGAUGCUACUGAUACUGAUAACGACGACGCUGAUGCAAGUGAGGUCGAGAUUGAAUAUGUAACUGAAGCUCCAUUAGGAGUUGCUGAAGAUUCUACUGGUGAACUCGCUGGCAUACUCGAACGAUUUGCUGCCAGACUUACAAGAGGCGAUGAUAUUGAAGAGAAGCCAGAAGACACACCCGAAGAAGCUGAAAAGAAGGCUGCUGAAGAAGCUAUUGCACGUAAAUUGUUAGAAGAUAAUGAUGAUGAGGACAAGUCAGACGAUGAUGAGGCGGAUGAAGAAAAGAGAGCCAAGAAGGCAAAUAGAAUGUCGGUUGCUGAAUUGAAACAGGUCGUCAAGAAGCCUGAAGUCGUUGAGUGGGUGGACAUCACAGCAACAGAUCCAAUCACCCUCGUCCACCUCAAAUCAUAUCGGAAUACAGUGCCAGUUCCUAUUCACUGGCAGCAGAAACGUAAAUAUCUACAAGGAAAGCGUGGUAUUGAGAAACCACCAUUUGAAUUGCCAGACUUUAUCAAAGCUACGGGCAUUAUGGAGAUGAGAUCAGCAGUCAAGGACAAGGAAGAUGCUACCAAACUUAAAAGUAAAACUCGAGAAAGGCAUGCUCCAAAGAUGGGCAAGCUCAGCAUAGACUACCAGAAACUUCACGAUGCCUUCUUCCGACUGCAAACCAAACCCAGGUUUACCAUUCAUGGUGAUCUGUAUUAUGAAGGCAAAGAGUUUGAAACAAAACCGAAACUGACAAAGCCAGGGGUCUUGUCUGAAGACUUAAAACAGGCUCUUGGUAUACCACCGUUAGCACCACCUCCAUGGCUUAUAAAUAUGCAACGAUACGGGCCACCACCGUCAUAUCCCAGUCUAAAGAUAUCCGGGUUGAAUGCACCUAUACCCGCAGGUGCUCAAUGGGGUUACCAUCCAGGAGGAUGGGGAAAACCACCAGUAGACGAAUACAAUCGACCGUUAUAUGGUGAUGUCUUUGGAGUGACUCAGGUUCCAGUCGCUCAUGAACAUGUAGCACCCAUCGAACGAGCACUAUGGGGUGAAAUGGAAGAAGAAGAGUAUGAAGAGGAAGAGGAAGUGGCUGCUGAUGAAGAGGAAGAGGAGGAAGAAGAGGGUGUCAAGGAAGAAGGAUUGGCUACUCCUGUCAUUGAAGCAGGUCUUGUUACUCCCAGUGGUCUUGCAUCGUCUGUACCUAGUGGUUUGGAAACUCCUGAAUUUAUUGAGCUACGUAAAGACAGAAGGACGAUGGAUGAACAACCAAAGUCUCUAUAUACCGUCAUUCCGGAACGAGCAACCAACAUAUCUGGAUUUAUGGGCUCAGAGCGUGUAUAUGAUAUAUCAGCUGCACAGGCACAAGCUGCUGCUGUAGCUUCAACGUCCAUGCCAGACCAACUUCCCAGAAAGCGCAAAGGAUUCUCGUCUACUCCAUCUGGUGUUGAAGUAGCACUCAAUCCAGAAGACAUGAUGACUGAAAAUGGUGUUUUGGACUCUGAGCUACUCAAGAAGCGAUAUGAAGAAACACUAGAAGAACGAGCUGCAGCCAAUCCAAAAGAAGACUUCUCAGAUCUUGUAGCUGAACAUGCUCAAAAACAGAGCAAGAAACGCAAGACAGAUACUGGUGGAUCAAAGAAGGGCAAGGAGAAGGAGUUCAAGUUUUAG
Molecule: messenger RNA, 1851 nt
Organism: Synchytrium microbalum
Lineage: Eukaryota; Fungi; Chytridiomycota; Chytridiomycetes; Synchytriales; Synchytriaceae
Exons: 6
Coding region: 1-1851 (616 amino acids)
Biological process (GO): mRNA splicing, via spliceosome
Cellular component (GO): precatalytic spliceosome; U2 snRNP; catalytic step 2 spliceosome
Source: RefSeq, a predicted model, not a curated record